Molecule: messenger RNA, 3915 nt
Organism: Myripristis murdjan (pinecone soldierfish)
Lineage: Eukaryota; Metazoa; Chordata; Actinopteri; Holocentriformes; Holocentridae
Gene: rab44
Product: RAB44, member RAS oncogene family
Exons: 10
Coding region: 79-2763 (894 amino acids)
Molecular function (GO): GTPase activity; GTP binding
Source: RefSeq, a predicted model, not a curated record
CAGGACACCCCAGAAACCACUGGUCAAGCUCACGAGCAAGUCUUAAGCAUAGGUGCCUCUGACCUGGACAGUACAGAUAUGGAGAACAAUGACACAUCAAAUAUGGAUAUUUCAAAGGCUCCUCUUACUGACGAAUUGGACUCCCUAGGUGCUACCUCCCAAAGUGAGGAUGUUGGCAACCCUGUCGUAUCUGUUCAGGACUCUGAUGCAAGGGAUGGUGAUGGAAACAACAGUCUCGUAGAUGAUUCUGUGGGGAAAUCUCAACAAGACGAUGUUAUGAAUACUGAGAUGCAUACAUCUGUAGUUUCUGAAACCAGCAUCUGCUCACUUAAUCAGUUGUUAUUACAGAUGCCUUCAAGUACUGAGGACAGCAGAAACAGUGUUUCCAGUGUCAGGCUAGAGGAAGUUCAAGCAAUACAGGACAAAGAUAUUAAUGAAGAUGAGGUUUUGACUUCAGAGGAAACAUCCAGUGUGAAAGAGGGACCUGUUGGCAUAGAAAAGUCUGAGAACAGUGGUGGAGCAGAGGAUGAGGAUGAGAAUGCACUGACUACUACACAAGCACCAAACAACAUGAGUGAAGGAGCUCAAGUUAUACAAAUUGAGAUCAACAAGUCAAGUCAAGGAUCCAGGUCACCAAACAGGAGAAGAAAGAUGGGCUCCACUCGCAGGAAUCUCAGAACAAGACCUAAAGAGGAAGGAUUAGAAAGAAAGCAGGAUGUAGACAGUGACGUGCCAGGGACUGCAGAGAAUGUAGGAGAUGCCAUCACAGCCGAAAGUAUAACAAGCAUUGAGCACAAAGAUGAUGAAACAAUGGAAGGUAAAUUGGACACAGAUGCUGACAAGAGAAGUCAGGUGACAUUUGAAGCUGAGAAGGAAAGUAAUACUGCUGAAACAGACAUGACCCAUACAUAUUGUAUUUCAACCCAAUCACUUAAUCAGAAAAAAAACAAUACUGGCAAUAUGGAUAUUAUGAAGGAGUUAUCAGUAGAGGCACCUGCAGAGUUAUUGCAAGCUGAAAAAGUACAAACAUCACUGAUUACUAUGUAUGAACCCAAUAAUGAAGUCAAAGAGGAAAAAGAACACCAGGACACCCCAGAAACCACUGGUCAAGCCCACGAGCAAGUCUUAAGCAUAGGUGCCUACAAGAUUGACACAACCACUGUAGUUUCUGAAACCAGCAGCUGCUCACUUAAUCAGUUGUUAUUACAGAUGCCUCCGAAUAUUGAAGACUGCAGAGACAGUGAUCCCAAUGUCAGAUCGGAGGAGGUGCAAGUAAUACAGGACAAAGAUAUUGAGAAAGAUAAGGUUUUGAAAUCAGAGGAGACAUCCAGUGUGAAUGGGGCACAUGUUGAAAUAGUGAAGUCUGAGAAUAGUGGUGGAGCAAAGGAUGACGAUGAGAAUGCACUGACUGCUGUACAAGCACCAAACAACAUGAGUGAAGGAGUGCAAGUUAUAAAAAUUGAGCUCAACAAGUCAAGUCAAGAAUCCAGGUCGCCAAGCAGGAGAAGAAAGAUGGGCUCCACUCGUAGGAAUCUCAGAACAAGUCCUAAAGAAGACAAAUUACAAAGGAACGCGGAGGUGGAAAAUGAGGCGCCAGAGAAUCUAGAGGAUGCCACCACAGUUGAAAGUGUAAUGAGCAUUCAGACAAAAGAACUAAAACUUCAAAUGGAAGACAAAGAUGAUGAGUCUAAUCUUCAACUCCUAACCCCCCAGUCACUUUUGGGAAUUGAAGAUAGGCCUCUAAUAGAAACAGAGCAUCUCCAUUCAACAUCAGCAACAUUUCCUGAACAAAGACUAUCAGAAUCAAAAACUGAAGGAAGGAGAAGAAAAAUGGGGUCUAACCGCAAGUCAAAAGGACACCAACACAAUAAAGACCCAGCAGAGAGCGAGGAUAAGACAACAGAUGAAGAGCAUGGAAGAAAUCACCAAAGUGACACAGAGGAAAGAGCCGUCAGGACCUCUGAAGACCACAGAGCAGAAUCAGAGGUUGUCAGUACAUUUGGUAGAAGUGACAAGACACCAUCAUCCAGUGACAGAAUCUUUGACACUGGAGAUCCCUCUAAGCCUGUUAACAGUCUGAGUCGGAAAGUAUCUGAAAGAGUGACUCCAAUUCAACACCCAGGCCCUCAAGACCACUUGGGUCAAAAAACAGAAAGGAAACAUUCUUUGGUUGUUUCCAAAGAAUCUGGCCUCACACCACAUUAUAAUGUGGUGCUGGUUGGAAACAGCAAUGUGGGCAAGACCUCCUUCAUGAAACGGGUUCAAAGUGGGAAGUUUUGUUCAGAUUUCUACGCAUCUGUUGGUAUUGAUACAUGCAGGCAGCCUGUGAUGAUAGAUGGGAAAAAAGUGAUGCUACAGCUUUGGGAUACAGCAGGUCAGGAAAGGUUUCACAGCAUUACAAGACAGAUUUUCCACAAAGCCCAGGCGUUUCUCCUGAUGUAUGAUAUCACCUCCUUCCAGAGCUUCUCUGAUGUCCGCUACUGGAUCAGCUGUAUUCAGGAAGGUGCUGCAGAAAACGUGAUCAUUUUACUUCUUGGGAAUAAGAGCGAUUGUACAAAACGGCAGGUUGAUUCCUAUGAUAGCGAGGUCCUUGCUAAGGAUUACAGCUUUGAAUUCAUGGAAUGCAGCGCUGCCACAGGUGAAAAUGUGACUCGCUCUUUGGAAACUGUGGCCAGGAUGCUGUGUGAAAAAGCUGACACAAAAGAGGAAGGCUUGGUGUUACACAAAGAGCCUCAGCAGAAGAAAUCAUCAGGCUGUUGCUGAUCAGCUGUAUAUGUUUUUUUUUUUUUUUUUUUUUUUUUUUUUAUGUUUGGUGUAUGUUAUGUUAAGUGGUGUCCACACACAGUGGACAUGGUGGUUUGAUCCAUUUUUGUUUGUGGGUACACCGUGGGUUCACCCUCCAAGCACCCUUUGUGCUGUAAAUUUAUAAAUUUUUCAUUACAUAAAAAUUAUGCGCAAAAUUAAACACUGCCUCCAAACACAUGGGGAAAGUAGAAAAAUGAAAGCCACUUUUCCAGUCACUUCACCAACACUUGUUUAUUUUCCCAACAAAGCCUCACAAGUCAACAAUUGAUUUCGAGGGCAACAUUAGUGACUGCAGUUUCCUGUCACUUGACACAGCCAGACUUGAAAAAAUCGGGCUGACUAUGAUUGUGAGUGUGACUGCUAAAGGCAGUCAUACAGAAUAUGUAUAUCAAUUUUAAAACUGAGCCUUUUCAGAUAAGCUCAUGAGUUUAAAUGGAAAGAGGAAGCCACAAAAGGAGCAAUAUUUGAAUUAAAAAAAAAAAAAAUGCAAAGGGCAGCACAUUCCAAUAGGUAAUAUUUCGUAUAUGUUUACCAAAAUCAACAACUUUUCAUUAAUGUCAGAAUAACAAUCCCAACUCUGGCAGUUUUGAUGGCCUUCAUACAGAAUGAAACCUGUGAAAGGGAUUCUAGUAACAAGCAAAGUAGCAAUGAGCAGCGCACUGAACUGUUUGGGAUGUCUUGAGUUAGUCAUUGUCACUCAUCAAAGAAAAUAAGCUACCAUUUAUAUGUAAUUCUUUUUUACUAAUUUGACAAACCCAGUGAGGAAGCCUUGAAGCAACUAUUCAAAGUGAAUCUGGAUCAUUUUAGAAUAAUUUUAGUCUGCUGCCAGCCACAGUGACUGCUGUGCCUUAUCUGUAGGACGUACUCCACCUCAUAUAACCAUGUGCAAUGUGCUUUGCCUGCAGCAAAAAUAGCAACUGAGAAGGUUUAUGUGGUUAACAGUGUUUUGACAUGUAUUUAUAUACUAGUGUAUAUGUCUAGCAUUCUUUCUAAGUCAAUACAGCUUCGUGUUAGCAGAGAAACUGAGUUUUUAUAUGAAUUAUCAUUCUUGCUUCGUUUUAAUUUUGCUAAAUAUAAUCAUACCAUAUAUUUUGUCCUCUGCUGAAAUGA